Messenger RNA from Girardinichthys multiradiatus, 4275 nucleotides. Its product is annotated as serine/threonine-protein kinase D3-like. The record is from RefSeq and is a predicted model, not a curated record. Gene Ontology annotation, biological process: protein phosphorylation. Lineage: Eukaryota; Metazoa; Chordata; Actinopteri; Cyprinodontiformes; Goodeidae. Bases 446 to 3118 code for a protein of 890 amino acids. Gene Ontology annotation, molecular function: protein serine/threonine kinase activity; ATP binding. The transcript has 19 exons.
UCCGCUCCGAGCCGUCACUGUUUGGACGGGUUGCCGGAGUUUGGUGAAGAAAACCUCUCCAUCCUCGGACCCCAGCUGUGUGGUCCAGCCCGGAAAACCGAGAGCGUUGGACUUACCUGGUGCUGCUGCAGGAUCCAGCUGACCUGAGAAAAAGUCCAUAAUUGGGCUCGGUUCUGGAUAGAAGCUGUGAAAUCAGAGGUUUUCUGAGUGCAGACCAUUCUAGUUCCGACCAAAACUACAGACCUCCCUGAAUCAAAGCUGAGCGUCCUGCCUUCCUGACCGUUCCUUUACCUGGGAUCAGCACCGAGAUGCUCCGUAGUGACAGGAAGCAGGAUUCCAGCACGCAGGAAGGGGAACAGUGGUCAAGACAGACGACGAUCGGCUGACGGGCUUCUUUCCAUUAGAUCUUAGCCACCUUCGAGAUCUUUCUCUCUGAUAGCAGAAGAUGUCAGCUGAUAACAGCUCACCGCCAUCUCUGCCCUCAAUGAGGUCGUUCCCUGCCCUCCCCCAGCACCAGGCUCCGCCCACCCCUUCGCCGUCACCCAGUCCGCCCACCACCAUCUGCGGCCGGCUGUCCAACGGCAGCCAAACGGGCCCCAGUCCCACCAACUCCAGGGGGUCUCUGCAGGGCAUCUCCUUCCUGUUGCAGAUCGGACUCACCAGAGAGACGGUGACACUGGAUCCUGGAGACAUGUCGCUGUUGGCAGUUCGAGAGCUUGUCUGCUCCAUCGUGGAUCAGAAGUUCCCAGAAUGUGGAUUUUUCGGAAUGUACGACAAGAUCCUGCUCUUCCGUCACAACCUAAGCUCGGACAACAUCCUGCAGCGUCUGACGUCAGCCGAGGAGAUCCUGGAGGGUGACCUGGUGGAGGUGGUGCUCUCAGCUCUCGCCACGCAGGAGGACUUCCAGAUCCGGCCUCACGCUCUCUACGUGCACUCGUACAAAGCCCCGGCGUUCUGCGACGACUGCGGCGAGAUGCUGUGGGGUCUCGUCAGACAGGGCCUGAAAUGUGAAGGAUGUGGGCUGAACUACCACAAACGCUGUGCGUUCAAGAUCCCCAACAACUGCAGCGGGGUCAGGAAGAGACGGCUGUCCAACGUGUCUCUGCCGGGCCCCACCAUGUCCGUGGCUCGCCCCCCUUCCACCGAGCUCCCCCCGGUGCCGCAGGAAGAGCGCCCCCUCCUGGGUGCUGGGAAGCGUAAUUCCCUGCUGAGCGGCCGUCCCAUCUGGAUGGAGAAGAUGGUGCUGGGUCGGGUUAAGGUCCCUCACACCUUCUCUAUCCACACCUACACCCGCCCCACCAUCUGCCAGUACUGCAAGCGGCUGCUGAAGGGGCUUUUCAGACAGGGCCUGCAGUGCAAAGAUUGUAAGUUUAACUGCCAUAAGAGAUGUGCUGCCAAAGUUCCUCGGGAAUGUCUGGGUGAGGUGGACUUUAACGGAGAGCCACUUAGUCCCAGUCUGGACUCAGAGGCCACUAUGGAGGUGGAUAACUUCGACAUAAACAGUGACGGAGGACAAAGUAUGGACGAGCAGGACGAGCCGUCCACACCUGAGGACAAAGUCUUCUUCAUGGAGGGUCCAUGCACAGAUGGAGAGAAAGACGAUGAGACCAUCAGAGCAAUCAGCCCGUGCACCAGCAGCAACAUCCCUCUGAUGAGAGUGGUGCAGUCCAUCAAACACACCAAAAGGAAAAGCUCCACGGUGGUCAAAGAGGGCUGGAUGGUGCACUACACGAGCCGGGACAACCUGAGGAAGAGGCAUUACUGGAGGCUGGACACCAAGACUCUGACUCUGUUCCAGAACGAAAGCGGAGCCAAGUUUUACAAGGAGAUCCCGCUGUCCGAGAUCCUGCAGGUGGAGGCGGCGCAGGACUUCGGCAGCCUUCCUCAGGGCAGCAACCCCCACUGUUUCGAGGUCAUCACUGCCACCAUGGUCUACUACGUCGGGGAGGAUUUUGGUGGCCCGCACCACAACCCGGUCUUGGCAGCGUCUGGCGUGGGCCGGGUCGUGGGUCGAAGCUGGGAGAAGGCCAUCCGACAGGCACUGAUGCCGGUCACCCCCAAGGCCAGUGUCAGGGCGGGGCCGAGCAAGGACCACAAGGAACUCGCCAUCAGUAUAUCUGUGUCCAACUCCCAGAUCCAGGAGAACGUGGACAUCAGCUCAGUGUAUCAGAUCUUUGCUGAUGAGGUUCUUGGAUCAGGCCAGUUUGGGAUCGUUUAUGGAGGGAAACACAGGAAGACUGGCCGAGACGUGGCAAUCAAAAUCAUUGAUAAAAUGAGGUUUCCCACCAAGCAGGAGAGCCAGCUGAGGAACGAGGUGGCCAUCCUCCAGAACCUCCACCACCCAGGCAUCGUUAAUCUGGACUGCAUGUUUGAGACACCUGAGCAGGUGUUUGUGGUCAUGGAGAAGCUUCAUGGCGACAUGCUGGAGAUGAUUUUAUCCAGUGAGAAGAGCAAACUGCCUGAACGCCUCACCAAGUUUCUUGUGACACAGAUCCUGGUGGCUCUCAGGCAUCUUCACUUCAAGAAUAUUGUCCACUGUGACCUAAAGCCUGAGAAUGUUCUGCUGGCCUCAGCUGAACCUUUUCCUCAGGUGAAGCUCUGUGACUUUGGCUUUGCUCGCAUCAUCGGGGAGAAGUCAUUCCGCCGCUCGGUGGUCGGCACACCGGCCUACCUGGCCCCGGAGGUUCUCCGCAGUAAAGGGUACAACCGGUCUCUGGACAUGUGGUCCGUGGGCGUGAUCGUCUACGUCAGUCUGAGCGGAACGUUCCCCUUCAACGAGGACGAGGACAUCAACGACCAAAUCCAGAACGCUGCCUUCAUGUACCCACCCAACCCCUGGAAGGAGAUCUCAGAAGAUGCUAAAGACCUGAUCAACAACCUGCUGCAGGUGAAGAUGAGGAAGCGUUUCAGCGUGGACAAGUCGCUCAGCCACCCCUGGCUGCAGGACUACCGGACCUGGCUGGACCUCAGGGAGUUUGAGACACGUCGAGGCGAGCGCUACAUCACCCAUGAGAGCGACGACGUGCGGUGGGAGGAGUACGCCGAUGAGCGAGGGCUGCACUACCCCAACCACUUCAUCAUGUCGCCCAACCUGGACGACAUGGACGAGGACCCCUAGAGGAGGCCGUUACCAUGACGAUGCAGGAUGGGGACGGGUGAUGCUGAGGGGUCAUCCUGGUCCAGAGAACAUCUUACAAAGCCAUAACGAAAACCUGAGAGCUGAGUUCUGAAAAGUAGCUAAAUAAUAAUAACAGAUUCAUUAGUGUGCAGAAAUAUCAGGGUGGCUUUGUUCUUUUAUUUAAUAGAGCUGACAUUAAAGAAGAACUCAUCAGCGCCCUCUUCAGGUUACAAUCCUCAGUAUGGAAACAAGGUGAAAGUGUCCCACCCAGAAUUAAAUUUAUCUCCGGUUUUAUUCUCAGAAAGUGAACCACUAAUGACAUUCACAGCUUCAUCUAAUAUUAAUAAUCCAUAAUCAGGACCCAGAGGCCCCACUCUGCUGAUUAAUUUCCUGAAGUUCUGAUUAAUCUGGCGAUGUUUUCCUAAUCCCAGGAAUUUUGUUUCAACAGCAGGGGAACCAGUUUUACAUCAGAUCCAAAAGAAAAUGAUUUGAAAUAAGAAGAAAGCUGCAGCAGCUGCUGAGCCCUGAAUAGAAACUGUUUUUAUGGGUUUAAAACUGAUGGCUGAUGCUAAAAAGGUCACUGAACCGAUUAACCUUUAAAUGGAAACUACAGAAACAAGUCAGGAUUUCAGGAGAUUUAAGACAAGUUAAAGUUCCUGACCUGACGCCUACAGAUGAGUUAAACUCUGCUUCUUCCUGAUCUCAGCUCAGAUCUCCAUCUGGAGCUAAAUCCCGGCAGGAGAUCCAGGUCUUGGAAGUCCACACAGCCAGAUUGGUUUGAAUUGCAAUAAUCUCAUCACUGUUUCUUUAAAUCUGCCUCUAGAUGGCGCUAACCCCCCCCCCCCCCCGAAUGCUCGUUUAAAGAACGCAGCUGCAGCAGUUUUAUUGUUAUUAAAGGAUUUUUGUCCUUUUAACCAAGCUGUGAGUGAUGUUAGAUGUUUGCUGGAUCUGCUGUGAGAUCAUCUCAGAGACAAUAUUUUCCUGAAGACUUUUAAUCUGAUCUGCUGAUGAAGGCGAGCUGAGAAUCAAGCUGCUGCUUCCUCUUUCUGACUCUAAACUGAAAUCUGACUUCAACCUGAGAAUUUUUAUAUUUUUGUAGCAGAAAAUCUUCUCUCCUGUUCUGGAUGGUAUAAAUUAAAGCUGAACUGGGAACACUG